AUGUCUUCAGAUGGAACUCGAGGCCCUGUUCUUGUCCGUGGCAUCAGGCUGGACGACCCAGCCAACCCACCUGUGCGUAUGGAGGUGCGGGAUAUGAUCAAGGACCACCCCGAUCAGUGGAACUUGUUUCUUCUAGGCAUGGAGAGAUUCCAGAAUUCAGGCGACGAGACAAUGCCGCUUUCGUGGUUUGAGAUUGCUGGCAUCCACGGGCUGCCGUACAAGAAAUGGCCAGACAGGAGUUGGAACGACAAGAUGGUCCGAGUCGACAACGAGUUUGGCGGGUUCUGUACCCACAGCUCGAUCUUGUUCCUUACUUGGCACCGUCCGUAUCUCGCCCUGUUCGAGGCCGAGCUCUACAAGCAUGUGAACGCCGUUGCCAACGAGUUCGAGGAGAGUGAGCGCAAGGCCGACUAUGUCAAGGCUGCCAAGGACUUCAGGAUGCCCUAUUGGGACUGGGCUCGCCCUGACCUCGGCGUCUUUCCCAUCCAGGCGACCUCCCAAGCCCGAGUCCGAGUCAAGCGUCCUCGUGGCAAGCAGCGAGAUACCCUUCUCAACCCGAAUCCUCUGGCAUCGUACAAGUUCGGCGAGGCAUCGAAAGGUGAUGAGAGUAUCAACACGUUUCCGAGAAUCGGUGCCACCGUCCGCUACCCGGGUCAGCCCAACAACAACGAGCUCAUGGAGCAACUGACCAGCUUCUUUGUGGGAACAGCCCCGUCGUCUCGAGGCAAGAACUUGACGGAACGCGUCGUAUUCAUCCUCCAGUCCUACCGCGACUUUGGGGCAGCCUCGCACAAUCGGUUCAACCCACCGAGGGAGCCGGGACAGCCCAACUUCUCCGAAUGGGGUAGUAUCGAGGACAUCCACAACGCCAUACACAACUACAGCGGGGGCGGGGGCCACAUGAGCGACCCGGCAAUCGCCGCGUUCGACCCCAUCUUCUGGCUUCAUCACGCCAACAUUGACCGUCUGUUUGCCAUCUGGCAAGCUUGCCACGACGACCCCAGCAACCCAUCCACCUAUGUCACCGACCAGACCGCGGGCACCGGCCCGGUCGGGGGCAACUUCUUCGUCAAAGCCGGCGACCCCGAGACAAUUAAGACCCCUCUGGCCCCCUUUGCCGAGUCCGCCACCGGGAGCAACCAGGAGUUCUGGACGUCCGAGGGCGUGAGGUACACGACCGCGUUCGGGUACGUCUACCCGGAAACGCAAAAGUCAAAGUUCCCCAACAGGGAGGCCGUCCUCAACGAGCUCGACCGCCUGUACGGGAGGAACGCGUCGCUGGCCAACAUCCUGAGGGGCGACGACGAGGACUUCCAAGCCGCUUCCGAGGAGCUGCGUUCCCGCGCAAAGGCCCACCUGAAGGCCGAGAAACCGUCAUCUGACGCUGCCGCCGUUGCACAGGUCGCGGACCAAGCCGGGCAGAAGCCGUUGCCCGACGCUCACGGGUCAGCCGACAUCAAGCUCCCGGAGGGUCGCGACCUGAAAAACUUGGCCGGGCCAGACAACAAGUACCUCGAGUGGCUCGUCGACAUCAAGGCCGAGAAGGCCGAGCUGGGCGGCAACUACGUCGUCCACGUCUUCUUGGGCGACCCCGACGACGAGACCCCUCUCCUCUACGUCACGAACCACUCGCACGUGGGCGCCUUUGCAACCUUCGGCCAGAACGAGGGCACGGCUUGCCGCAACUGCCAGGAGGGACGCGCGGCGGGCCAGAAGAUCACCGGCCAGAUCCCGCUCACUAUCGCCCUGGCGGAGCGGUACGUCGCCGGCUUGGUCGAGAGCCUGGCGCCCGAGCACGUCAUCCCCUACCUGCAGAAGAACCUGCACUGGCGCUUGGCGUUGUACAACGGCGAGCCGCAGCAGCGCAGCCGGCUGAACAACUUGCUGGUCAGUGUCGUCAGCAACGAGGUGACGGUCCCGGAAAGCCCUACAGGCCUCCCGCAGUAUGCCGACGAGGUGGUUCCCCAUCCCGAGGCUACUACCAAGCGCAACGGAGGCGGCCGUGGAGAUGGCACAGGAUACAACGGCACGAACUUCUAG
Messenger RNA from Colletotrichum graminicola M1.001, 2040 nucleotides. RefSeq lists its product as uncharacterized. Gene Ontology annotation, molecular function: oxidoreductase activity. Lineage: Eukaryota; Fungi; Ascomycota; Sordariomycetes; Glomerellales; Glomerellaceae. The coding region runs from base 1 to 2040 and encodes 679 amino acids. The record is from RefSeq and is a predicted model, not a curated record. The transcript is spliced from 5 exons.